Molecule: messenger RNA, 852 nt
Organism: Cajanus cajan (pigeon pea)
Lineage: Eukaryota; Viridiplantae; Streptophyta; Magnoliopsida; Fabales; Fabaceae
Product: remorin
Source: RefSeq, a predicted model, not a curated record
UUUCUGUCUCUCUCACUCUGCUUUUGUGCUCUGUUUCUCAAUUCAACAUUCCGAGUCAGAGCCAACGGCGAUGGCGGCAGAGCUACAAACCAAGCCCGAAACUGCCCUAGUUCCGGCUCCUGUUGUGGCUGAGGUGCCGCCAAACGACGCCGUUGCCGCCGACAAAACUUCUGAAACAGAGGAAGCCAAACCCACUACUCCUGCACCCGAGGAGACACCAGUUUCUGCAAACAAACAAAGCUCAAGAGCGACCGUUGAUACGGAUAUCACUCUGGCAGAAGUAGAGAAAGAGAAAAAGUUGUCUUAUGUGAAGGCAUGGGAAGAAAGUGAAAAGGCCAAAGCAGAGAACAGAGCUGAAAAGCAUUUCUGUGCUGUUGCUGCUUGGGAAAACGGCAAGAAGGCAUCGCUUGAGGCUGAGCUGAAAAAAAUUCAGGAACAACUGGAGAAAAAGAAGGCAGAAUAUGCUGAAAAAAUGAAAAAUAAGAUGGCCUUAGUUCACAAGGAAGCGGAGGAGAAGAGGGCAGUGAUUGAAGCCAAGCGUAAACAAGAACUUCUGAAGACACAGGAAAUGGCUGAAAAAUACCGUGCAUCAGGAACCACUCCAAAGAAGACCAUAGGAUGCUUCUGAUUGAUUUCUUCUUCUUUUUUCUUUCUUUUUGGGUCUGAUGUCAAAAAGUAGUUUAUAAUUGCAAUUUUGUCUGUAUUUUCUCUGGUCUUGUUCUCAAUGUUGUCUAUGUGCAAAAAAUGGUCCAAAGAAAAAACAUAAAGUUUUGUAAAUGCCUCUUGUAUAUCAUUAUGAAAUGUUCAAUGUAAUGGUGGUUUUUCCCAAGGAACUACUCUAAUUAUCAAGAA